Messenger RNA from Coffea eugenioides, 1142 nucleotides. RefSeq names its product eukaryotic translation initiation factor 2 subunit beta. Lineage: Eukaryota; Viridiplantae; Streptophyta; Magnoliopsida; Gentianales; Rubiaceae. Bases 135 to 977 code for a protein of 280 amino acids. Gene Ontology annotation, cellular component: eukaryotic translation initiation factor 2 complex. Gene Ontology annotation, biological process: formation of cytoplasmic translation initiation complex; translational initiation; formation of translation preinitiation complex. The record is from RefSeq and is a predicted model, not a curated record. Gene Ontology annotation, molecular function: translation initiation factor binding; mRNA binding; translation initiation factor activity. The transcript is spliced from 10 exons.
CGGAGGCAGUCGACAGCCGAAACACGAAGGAAAGAGAUAAUCAGCAAUCAGCCGCAAAGACUCCCAAACCAGAGAUUCAUUCCCCGACACCUACAGUCUUCAACCCCAUCGCCAGGUUUUAAAAAGGAAUCGACAUGGCUGAGGAAGAAAAUCAUAAGGAGGCGGUGCAGGAGGAGGCAACCGCCCAGGAGGAAGUCAAGGAUGAGGCUGGGGAUAUUGCCCCCUUUGAUCCCACAAAGAAGAAGAAAAAGAAGAAAGUUGUAAUUCAAGAUCCUGCUGAUGAUCCUGUGAGUGAGUUGGCUGAAAAAACUGAAAGCCUAUCAGUUUCUGAUGGCCUUGAAACUACAUUUGCGGGUUUGAAAAAAAAGAAGAAGAAACCUGCACAUACAGAUCUAUUGAAUGAUGACAAGGAAAACACAGGAGAUGAGUUGGAUGAUCAAAUCGGAGAGGAUGAAGAAGCUGAAGGAAUUGUUCUGCAACACUAUCCAUGGGAGGGAAGUGAUCGAGAUUAUGAAUAUGAAGAGCUUCUGGGAAGAGUUUUCAACAUUCUUCGUGAGAAUAAUCCUGAGCUUGCUGGAGACAGGCGGAGGACAGUAAUGCGGCCUCCUCAGGUUCUUCGUGAAGGCACCAAGAAAACUGUUUUCGUGAAUUUCAUGGACCUCUGCAAAACGAUGCAUAGGCAACCAGAGCAUGUCAUGACUUUCUUGCUGGCUGAAAUGGGUACAAGUGGGUCACUUGAUGGACAGCAAAGGCUUGUUGUUAAAGGAAGAUUUGCGCCUAAAAAUUUUGAGGGCAUCUUGCGGCGAUAUGUCAAUGAAUAUGUCAUUUGCAAUGGGUGCAAAAGUCCUGAUACAAUCCUUUCAAAGGAGAACAGGCUCUUCUUCCUUAGAUGUGAAAAGUGUGGUUCUGGAAGGUCAGUUGCUCCAAUUAAAGCAGGAUUUGUUGCUCGUGUUGGUCGCCGGAAAGCUGGAACUUGAGUUGGCUUGUUAAUGUUCGGCUGGAAGGCUUUUCUGAAAAAUUUUGAAGUCUGUCUAGUUAUCUUGUUUGAGUAAAUUCAUGUUAUGAACAUUUGAAUCUUGCUUUUUGAGAAGAAAUGUUAUUGUUAAAUAUAUAUAUAUACAGCGUGCGACUUUAAUAUGCUA